Molecule: messenger RNA, 1053 nt
Organism: Sclerotinia sclerotiorum 1980 UF-70
Lineage: Eukaryota; Fungi; Ascomycota; Leotiomycetes; Helotiales; Sclerotiniaceae
Exons: 1
Coding region: 1-1053 (350 amino acids)
Source: RefSeq, a predicted model, not a curated record
AUGGCUUCUGUCCCAGAACACGAGCAAGACUCUCAACCGGGUAUUCGAAAAAUAAUUUCUACCGGAGCAUUCCCAUCUCCUGAUUCAUACUGGCAUCCCAAUUUCACCACCUCCAUAAUCCCAAUAAAUUGCUGGUCCCACAACGAUGAGCAUCAACCCAUCUCCCUAUAUACCGCUCUCGCGGCCGGCUGUAUAGCCAUCGAAGCCGAUUGCUUCACUCCUUCUUAUUACUCUUCAUCUUACUUCCCUGCUUCGCUAUUUUCAUAUUUCUCGUCACCAGAAGUUCCAAUUCCCGAAAAUGAUCUCCUCGUCGGCCACGAAACCUCAGAACUUCACCUCACAAGGACGCUCUCAGCUCUUUAUUUAAAUCCACUCCUUGAGAUUUUGAUACAACAGAAUAAAGCUGCAGGAAACCCGACUCAGAGAGUAGGAGUCUGGAAUGAGAACCCGUAUCUACCAUUACAUUUAACAAUCGACUACAAAACCGUUUCAUCCGGGCACGAUGGAAUUCCCAUUCUUCAUUCCCUCUUAGAACCCCUACGAACCGCAGGUUUCCUCACCUACUACGAUACCCUCAAUGAAAAACUAGUUCCCGGUCCUUUAACCAUCGUCGGGACUGGCGAUGCCGAUUUCGAAUUGAUAUGCGCAUAUGAACGCGUCUAUAUUUUCAAAGAUGCUCGAUUCUUCAACUUCCUCCCUUCUCAAAAUCCAUAUAAUUCACUUUACGUAUCCGCUAAUAUUUCCACUUCCAUUGGUCGAUUCUCUAAAUCCAAAGGGCCUACAAAAGAACAAGUAAAGAGUAUAAGGAAGGAAUGUAGAGAGGUCAGGGAAAGAGGAUUAAUACCUAGAUAUUGGGGAACGCCAGAUGAUGAGGAAUGGUGGAGGGUGUUGGUGGAAAGUGGAAUUGAAGUGUUGAAUUGUGAUGAUCUUGAGCGUGGGGGAAGGUGGUUGAGGGGAUGUGUUGUGAAUGGAGUCGGUGUAGGAGCCUUGUGGAAGGAAUAUGUUAAAGAAGGGGAAGAGGAAGGCUGGGAAGGAGGGUGUACAGUCUUGUGA